ACGAAUGUACAAUCGAGGAAUUCUUUCCAGAACUAAGAGCAUAAAGAAGCUUAAACAAACACUCAAAGAACUUAAAUUCUCAGCAUUUGUUACUGUGCUAAUAUUUCCUACACGUGGACUCUCAAUUCCUGCUACAAGGAGUGGAUUACCUGUAAUGAUGCAACCUGGAAUAGAAAAUUUCUUGCAAACACCACCAAGAAAAUAUGCAGAACAAAUAUAAGAUACAAUGAAACAUAUCAACGAAUAAUAUGGAUUUGAAGCAACAUCUUUCGAUGAGCAGUUGAUUAGAAGAGUCUUUUAAAGUUGUUUUAAAUAUAUGUGGAAUUUCAUAUUUACCGUAAACAGAAGGAAUUGGAUAUAUUCCUUUCUACUCUAGGCACAAGGCCCGAAAUUUUGGGAGAGGGUGCCAGUCGAUUAUAUCGACCCCAGUUAAUUUAUCGACCCCGAAAGGAUGAAAGGCAAAGUUGACUUUGAUGGAAUUUGAACUCAGGACGUAAAGACAGACAAAAUACUGCUAAGCAUUUCGCUCGGCGUCCUAACGUCUCUGCCAGCUCGUCGCCUUAGGAACUGGAAAUAUUGGUAUUGUUCACAUAUUUAUGUUACAUCUAUCGUGGAUUAAUAUAUGUACAAACAUUCAGUUCCAAGUAAUACAUUGUGAGAACCAGAAGUCAGACCAUAAAAAUGUCUAAGUUUAUCGAGUAUGCGAAGCGUUAUUGUUCCUGUCGGUGGAGAUUGUGUUAUGCUUGUUUUUUUGCUUCUAUACUCAUACAAACAUUCAAAGUCGAUCUAAGUAUGGCUUUUGUUUGUAUGUUGAAAACGCCCAAUCGUACAACUGAGGAAGUUAACAUUUCUGUAAACAACCAACACUGUUCCGGUUCAGAUAAUUAUUCAAUGAAUCAAAAUUUUGAAGGAGAAUUCGAAUGGAGUGCCACAUUACAAUCGAACAUGUUGGCCGGGUACUUUUAUGGAUAUAUUAUGUCUAAUAUUGUGGGUGGUUUCUUGGCUGAUAAAUACGGGGGGAAAAGAGUUGUGGCGGGUUCACUAAUCUUAGCCUCUAUUCUGUCUGUUCUUCACCCAAGUUUAUCUCGAAUUAGUGGUUACAUUACGCUUGUUCUUAGAAUUUUAACAGGUAUGGUAUCUGGACCUAUAUACCCAGCAAUUCAUUCAAUAUUUAGACGUUGGGGACCGCCACAGGAAAUUGGUUCACUGAUUGGGUUUUCAUUUGCUGGUCAAUUUCUAGGUACCUUCGUAGGCCAUUCAGUAUCAGGUUACCUUUGUGUUUAUGGCUUUGAUAAUGGAUGGGGUUCCAUAUUUUAUGUAUUUGGUAGUUUAUCGCUGGCGUUUAGCUGUGUAUGGUGUUAUUUUGUUUAUGAUAAUCCGGACACCCACCCGACAAUCACCGACGAAGAACGUUCUUAUCUAAAUACAUCUAUAACAAACAAAAAGGCAAUUAAGAAUGUACCAUGGAAAAAAUUAUUUUCUUCACCUGCAGUUUGGGCAAUUAACUUCGCUAUGUUCGCUAACAAGUGGAUGCAAACAUCUUUACAGGUAUUGCUUCCUCUGUAUAUGAACGAAGCACUAAAAAUUGAAAUCACAUCCAACGGUUUAAUGUCGUCUGCCCAUUCAAUUGGACAAGUCAUUGCUCUACCAUUAUGUGGGAAUCUGGCUGAUUUCGUACUUUCCAAGAAAUAUGUGUCAACUCGUUGUGUCCGUGUUUUGUUCCAAGACUUUUCUCUGAUUCUAUCUGGAUGUUUAUUAAUUGCCGUAACUUUCCUCAGAUGUGACCAAACCAUUCUAAUAAGUUUUCUCUUGUUUCUCUGUGGUGUAACAAUAUCAUUUAUCUGCGGUGGUGUUUACGUGAACAACAAAGAUAUUGCUCCAAAAUAUGCAGGUAUUGUAUUUGGAAUUGCAAACACUUUUGGAACAAUAGCCAGCAGCAUUUGUCCCUUAUCUACGAAAGCCUUGACCCCAAACGGCACUAAAAAAGAAUGGCAGAUUGUGUUUGCAUUGCUGUCUGGCAUAUGUGUAUCUGGCGCAAUCUUGUAUACAAUAUUUGCAAGAGGAGAAAUACAAGAUUGGGCAAGGUCAGAAGAGUCUGGACCUUACGUUAAUCAUAGCGACACACAAUCAAAUAAAAUUGCUUAG
This is a messenger RNA of Octopus sinensis (East Asian common octopus), 2145 nucleotides long. RefSeq lists its product as uncharacterized. Bases 682 to 2145 code for a protein of 487 amino acids. The record is from RefSeq and is a predicted model, not a curated record. Gene Ontology annotation, biological process: transmembrane transport; monoatomic anion transport. Gene Ontology annotation, molecular function: transmembrane transporter activity. NCBI's taxonomy places the organism in Eukaryota, Metazoa, Mollusca, Cephalopoda, Octopoda, Octopodidae. The transcript has a single exon.